Betta splendens (Siamese fighting fish) is the source of this 3781-nucleotide messenger RNA. It is a transcript of the gene mttp, whose product is annotated as microsomal triglyceride transfer protein. Gene Ontology annotation, biological process: cholesterol homeostasis; lipoprotein metabolic process; lipid transport. Gene Ontology annotation, cellular component: endoplasmic reticulum; Golgi apparatus; basolateral plasma membrane. The record is from RefSeq and is a predicted model, not a curated record. Gene Ontology annotation, molecular function: lipid binding. NCBI's taxonomy places the organism in Eukaryota, Metazoa, Chordata, Actinopteri, Anabantiformes, Osphronemidae.
CUUCACGGGCGACCAGGGGACGUUUUGGUCCUCCUCAGAUGCUGUAACCUGAGCUGAAGGGCUGGUUUCUAGGACGCACGGCCCGUUUCUAGCGAGCAGCACGCGGCCACAAAGUAGCGACUGUUCGUCGCGAUGUGGGUGAAAGGCGCCUGAAACACAAGACGCGUCCCCUCCGCGUCUGGGCCAACGUGAACCCACUCUCAGCCCUUUCUCUCUAACAAACGCGCCGCGUGACUUGAGAUCUAAAACCCAGACGUGAGCUCCGCUCGAUGAACUGAUUCAAUCAGAUCAGCCCAUCGCGGUGAUUAAUCGAUCACGCGUCGGCGUUAUUAAAGCGGGGCAUCUAUCAAUCGCAGGAGUUUCAAAUGCGUGCAGCUCGGGUUAAUGAUUUGCCGGUUAUCUUGUGGUUUGUACUUGUGGAGUUUGGAGUCUGCCCUCCCCUCCGAUAAAACGUAGUAGGAGCAGCCUGGACCGGCGGUGUCGUGCCUUUCUGCUCCGUUCACCUCUCGACUUGGGCUCAUCUGGCGUCUGGUGGCGAGGACAGGGCGCACCAUGUUACCUCUAGUCGUGUUCUUGCUUUGCGCAGCCUCCUCUUUCUCAGCUUCUACCAAAGGUGGUGUUGCUGCUGGACCCCGGCUGAACAACAACCAGCUGUACAAAUUCAGCUACACCACCGAGGUGCUGCUGGACCGGUCCAGGGGGUCCAAAGAGGGCGGCGCCGGCUACAGCAUCUCCAGCGGCGUGCACGUCAGCCUGGCGUGGAGGAAUCCGAGCAGCAAGGACGACCAGCUGAUUCAGCUGGCGAUCUCUAAUGUGAGGAUCGCGCACGCAUCCACGCGAUCUGGGAAGAAGAACAUCCUGCAGGGAUCCACAGCUGAGGAGGUUCUGGGGAAAACCAGACUGGCAGCGCUGACGAAGCCUUUCUUUGUCCAUUUAAAGAAUGGGAAGGCGAAAGGCUUUUAUUCCUACAGGUCCGAACCAGGAACCAUCAAGAACCUGAAGCGGGGGCUGGCCAGUUUACUGCAAGUGCAGCUGAGUAGCGGGAAGGUUAUAGAGAACGAUGUGUCUGGACGCUGCACGGUCGAGUACAGGGCAGUAAAAAAUGAGGUGACCAGAACCAAGCUCCUGGACACGUGCGCGACGGAGGAGACGGGCUUCACCACGGACAGCCAGGCGCUGGGCGUGAGCAGGAAGUCCACGUCGGUCACGGCCUUCACGCUGGAGGACGGCUUCAUCCGCUCGGCCGUGGCCGAGGAGAGGCACUCGCUGGCCGUCAACGCCCGCCGCUCGGCGGCCGCCGCCGUCGUGUCCAGGCAGACCCUCACGCUGCUGGGCACCGAGGCCGGGCCCCUGGAGGCUGCUGGGAAGGACGUGGCCGGCGUCGUCAAGGCCAUCGACCCCAAGCUGGCGGCGGUCGGCGUCGCCGCCGAGAAGGUCAAGACCCAGUGCAAGGACUGUCCGUCGCUUUUCGAACACUGGCAGACCCAGCAGAAGCAGCUGGAGCCAGAGAGCCUGUCCAAAGCUACGGCUCCUCGCAGCUUCCUGGCCCUCGUCCAGAGCGUCAGGAAGGCGUCCAAGGACGAGAUCCUCAAAGUGCUGAAGAGUGCCAGCAAGACGUCUCUACCUCAGGUGGUGGACGCUGUGACCUCCGCCCAGACCGCCGCGUCUCUGGAUGCUGUGCUGGAGUUCCUUAACUUCACGGACGCCAAGGGUCUGGUUCUGCAGGAGAGGUUCCUGUACGCCUGCGGCUUCGCCUCGCAUCCCAACGAGAGGAUGCUCCAGGCUCUGCUGGAUAUUUAUAAGGGCAAGAUUGGCAGCACUGACAUCAAGGAGUCUGUGGUGAUCAUUAUGGGAGCCUUAGUCCACAAACUGUGUCGGAAAGGAGGAUGCAACUCACCAACAGUGGUGCAGGUGAAGAAGAUGAUUUUAGAGGGUCCUGGCAGCACACGGGCCGAGUCGGAGGUUCAGAUGUACCUCCUGGCCCUGAAGAACUCGCUGCUCCCGGAGGCCAUUCCCAUCUUCAUCAAAUACGCCGAGUCAGAAGUGGGCGUCUACAACACCAUCGCCCUGAGCGCCCUGCAGAGAUACGACCUCCGCCUCAUCACAGACGAGGUCAAACGGACGGUGAACAGAGUUUACCACCAGAACCGACGCAUCUACGAGAAGAACGUGAGGGCGGCGGCCGCCGACGUGCUCCUCAGCAGCAACCCGUCGUACAUGGAGGUCAAGAACGUCCUCCUGUCCAUCGGGCACCUUCCGCACGAGAUGAACAAGUACAUGCUGUCGAAGGUCCAGGACAUCCUCCGCUUCCAGAUGCCUGCCAGCAAAGUCAUACGUCGAGCCCUGAAGGACAUGAUCUCCCACAACUACGACCGCUUCGCAAAAGUGGGGUCGUCGUCGUCAUUCUCAGGCUUCAUGGCUCAAACCGCCGACCUGACGUCCACGUACAGCCUGGACAUCUUGUAUUCGGGCUCAGGAAUCAUGAGACGGAGCGUGAUGAAUAUCUACGGUGCUAAUGAUGGAGCAGUGCUGCAUGGGCUGCAGGUGGCUAUCGAGGCCCAGGGGCUGGAGACCCUGAUUGCUGCCACGGCGGACGAGGGGGAGGAAAUCCUGGAGUCCUUCGCCGGGAUGUCGGCGCUGCUGUUCGAUGUGCAGCUGAGGCCCGUCACCUUCUUCAAGGGCUACAGCGACCUCAUGUCCAAAAUGUUCUCCAUGAGCGGGGAUCCCAUCAAUGUGGUGAAGGGUCUCAUGCUGCUGAGCGACCACUCUGAGGUCAUUCAGCUGCAGUCCGGCCUGCAGGCCAGUGCAGAGUUUCAGGCAGGUUUAGCCAUUGACAUUUCUGGAGGCAUGGAGAUAAGCCUGUGGUACAGAGAGUCCAAGACCAGCAUCAACAACAGGGGAGCGCUAGUGGUCACAGGGAACAUCACCGUGGACAUGGACUUCAUGCGAGCGGGCGUGGAGGUCAGCUUCGAAACGGAGACGGCGCUGGACUUCAUCACCAUCCAGUUCUCAGAGUACCCCUUCUUAGUGUGCAUCCAGAUGGACAAAGCCACCUUCCCCAUCAGUGAACACCUGACCACGUACGAGAGCCUGGCGUUGGGACGGAGCGUCGCGUCGCGGCGUCGGGGCAGGAAGCAGCUCGUCCCCGGCUCCGAGUUCCCGCUGCACCAGGAGAACUCCAACAUGUGCAAGAGGGUCUUCGAUUCCAGCUGGUAGAGACGCAGGUUGUUUGAAUAUAGGACGCUCCACUGCAUUCAGGGGCAACUGCUACACCUUCGUCUCAAGCAGUGAAACAGUCGAGAGAAAAGUGGUGCGUGUCUUUUUUUUAUUUUAACAGCAAUGUUUACAUUCCUGUACGUAUUUAAGCCAAUUUACUUUGGCAUUUUGUUUGGAAUCAGGAAUUUCUACAUUGUCUUUGUAUUGAUUUCUUUGAAAAUAUAUUUAUGAUGGGCACAUACAAGACUAUGUAUAUUUGAUGCAUAGACGUAUUGCUGUAACUGUCCCAAACUACUAUACAGCACAGACGUGUAAAUAUCCCUCUGGAGGCAGUGGCGCAAUAUUUUCCCUGGAAUAGAAACGCUCCUUCCUGACAAACAUUCCCUAGUUUUGCUCUUUUUUUUAAUUAAAUGUGUUUAGUUUGGACGAGUAGUUUAUUGUCUCUCUCUAAUGCAUCAGUGCUUACAUGAAAUAAUGUAUAGACCACUGGUGGUGUGAGGACGUCUGAGCUGCUGAGUUCAGUUUGUUGGAUUUGUAUCUGGCUGACAAUAAACACUGACCCUGA